Molecule: messenger RNA, 950 nt
Organism: Solanum dulcamara
Lineage: Eukaryota; Viridiplantae; Streptophyta; Magnoliopsida; Solanales; Solanaceae
Exons: 5
Coding region: 145-651 (168 amino acids)
Biological process (GO): regulation of lipid metabolic process
Cellular component (GO): mitochondrion
Source: RefSeq, a predicted model, not a curated record
AUUACGAUAUCUCAAUCAUUCACUUUAUUCCUUCCAGGCGGUUCUCCAUGAUUGAGAGUUGUAGAGUAAUCAAAACCCUUGUGUUUUUCUUCAAUACUUUUUACAACACUCUAAAAAUUUCUCUGUUUUGGGAAGUGAGAUCUGAUGAUUCUACCCGUGUUUAAGCUAGGCACACUUGCCUUGAAAUCUUUCUGCAAACCCAUCGGCAAUCGCAUCAAAAAGGAGGCUGGAUAUCACCCAAGGUUCCGAAAUUUCAUCAUCAACAUUGCCCAGGCAAAUCAUAGAUUGUCAACUAAAUUGCAAAGACGUAUAUAUGGUCAUGCAACUGAUGUGGCAAUUCGCCCAUUAAAUGAAGAUAAGGCAGUUCAAGCUGCUGCUGAUCUUCUAGGUGAACUCUUUGUGUUCUCGGUCGCUGGAGUGGCCGUUAUCUUUGAGGUGCAAAGAAGUUCCAGAUCUGAAGCUAGAAAGGAGGAAGUUCGGAGGCAGGAACUAGAGGCAUUGAAGCAGCGAGAUGAAGAGCUGAGUAGAGAGAUUGAGUUCCUCAAGAACAGAAUUGAUGAAGUGGAGCGACAUGCCAAAACACGAGGAUUAAGUAGUAUUUUUAGCACCGGUCUUGCAGAAAGUACCAAGGAUAAAGUAAAAGCUGGUUGAUCUUCCGCUAGUGUUGUGCUAACAUACACAUUUAGUUUCUGGAAGUAAAGAAACAUAAAGCAACUCUGACAAAAGGACGAUGUUCGGGACAUGUAAGUUCGACAGAUCAAAGCCUAAGAAUACUACUAACCAAAAUGGGUAUCCAUGGUUUGCAGCCUUUGGCCUAUGAAUAAAAGGCAACAUAUCAUCUUGUAACCGAAUCGCAUAUUUUGGAGAAGUUUUGCACCUAGCCAUUGAGGCAGUAUUGAUGACAAUUUUACUUGUUUGGCUUUCAGUUAUAAGAAUUGUUAUUAAAAGUU